Pseudocercospora fijiensis CIRAD86 is the source of this 1488-nucleotide messenger RNA. RefSeq lists its product as uncharacterized. The coding region runs from base 1 to 1488 and encodes 495 amino acids. The record is from RefSeq and is a predicted model, not a curated record. The transcript is spliced from 2 exons. Lineage: Eukaryota; Fungi; Ascomycota; Dothideomycetes; Mycosphaerellales; Mycosphaerellaceae.
AUGGCUCAUAUCGAUUCAGAUUCGAAGAAGCACGUCACUACAUUGCCUUGCCUUGCCAGCAGAUGCUGGUUGCUAUCGCUCGCUCACGCGGCGUUAGCUAUUAAAUCUCAAUCCUCUCCUCAGCAUCGCGCUGCUGGACAGUAUGGCGCUGCAGCGCCCAGCAGAGCUCGUGACGAGCGAAGCCGUUCACCUCGCACUCAGCCUGCUGCACCAUUCGAGAGCCGCGCUUCUCCCGUCGCUGCUGCGUCGUCAACAUGGGCGUGGGACGACAAGCUCACGCGCUUCGUGGAUAAGUCUGGCAACAAUCCCACUCUAGACUCUGAUCUUGAUUUCGACAUGAUGGAUCCAGGAGCGAGCAGCGCCAACUACGUGGUUGCGUCCCGUCAAGAUGAUGCCUCACUGCUCCAUCAUUCCGACUCAGCCAUGAAGUCUGAGGAUGUGAAUGAGCAACUGGAUCGGCCAGAGCGAUCUGCUGCUGCGGAGUCAGUCUUCGGGCAUCCGCCAGAACUGGACACCGAAAUGGCACGCUGCGACGACGACGAUCCCAGUGCACCCGAGAAUGCCGAUGUUGACAAUGGUGACGACUUUGCAGGUGCCGACUCCGACAGCUCUGAAGGUUUCAUCGACGAAGUUCCAGACUUGUUGAAGGCCAGGAGGCUCGCGGAAGAGAGCGAACGUUUCACAGCACGUCUACAAGAGCGGUUCCCGGUGAAGCAAGAACAGGCCCGCAAGGAGAUCGAAUCGCUCGAAUCAGAGCUUGGUGACCCGUUCUCACAGGCGUACGCCAGCAUUCUCAGGAUCGCCAGAGAGCAGGCGUCUCUGGAUAGCAGCCAUCAACAACACGCAUACACCUUCCCGCUGGUGCCAGUGCCGUGUGACCCUAUGCAUCCGGCGACGACACCGCCGCUACCAGGACUGGCAUGGGACUAUCUGAAGUCGAUUGCACCAAAGAAGUCCAGCAGCACUGAUCACACAGAUCACUGGUGUAGCGAGAAUGUGAUUGUCAACUUGGUCGGCAUUGAUUCGGACAAGCAUGCACCCGGCAGCUUCUUCUGCAAGCCAUGCGACAUCCGGUACUGGGUCGAUGGUAAUGAACUGGACCUCGAUGAGAGCCUUCGACGCCUCAGUCAAGACCUGACGCACGUCAAAGCCAACGGAUGGUCUUGUACAGACGAUGCGAAUAUCGGACAGUUCGUGACGUUGGAUGGGGCAAGGAAGGGUACCACACGAGCUGUCGUGCCCGUCUGUCACGCUUUCCACUGGUUUGUCGUGGUCGGUGACCCAGAUCUGGAAUCACCAAAAGGUCAACGUGUUGGCACCAUCACCAUUCUGAACUCGAUGGACGGCCGGGCAUCCCAAGUCAACAAGAGACUGGCCAAGCCACUGAUGCAACUGCUUGAAGAGUGUCCGGACUUUGCCUGGGAGCAAGACGAUUGGAUUUUCGCACGAAGGCUUCACUUCCCGGUGACGACAUCAGAGCCGCGCUAG